AGCUGCUCCACUCGAAUUUCUUUUCCAUGACGCAAUAGCUGCAUUGAGGCUAUGGUUGUGCAGCAGCUCAACAGUGCCGAAGAGUUCAACAAAUUCCUGCUCGACUGGAAACUUGCUGUAGUGCAUUUCUAUGCAUCAUGGGCGCCACCAUGCGAACAAGUUAAUAAAGUUCUCAAAGACCUUCAGGACGAUUACAAAUCGUACCCUGUUGGAUUCGCUUUCAUAGAUGCUGAAGGUGUGCCCGAUGUCUCUGCCAAACACUCCAUUGCUGCUGCACCUACACUGAUAUAUUUCAAGGGAGGUAAAGAAGUGGAUCGUGUCAAUGGUUACAAACCUAGUGAAAUUGAAUCAAAGCUGACUCAGCAUUCAUUUGACAUUGCAAGUAGUGGACAGGCAACAAAUGAAGCGACUAAAACGGCUAAAAAAGAGGAUUUGGAGACACGAUUAAAAAAACUAAUUGGGAUGCAUAGGCUCAUGCUCUUCAUGAAAGGCACUCCAGAUGCGCCUCGAUGUGUGCUCGAGGUCUUUCACUGUAAUCGAUGGGCACAGACAGUGGCCAUUGAUUUCACCCAUUUCGACGCCAAAAGUGGGAAAACAAACGAGUUCACAGCUCUAAUGCCCCCUAACGUACCAGUCCAAUGGGAAAGCUUUUCUCUCACACUCAGCUCUGUGAGUAUGGCUCCAAUACCUCUGCUCCAGUCUUCAUUCAUAUCGAAUGGCAAUAACACAGCUCUCUGGGAUAAUCAAUUAAAGCCCGCUCUACGCUGUCCCACAAGUAAAGCGGCAAGAACACUACGGUGUGAAAUAUUUGAGCAGUGUACGUGUAAUCCCGCCGAAACGAAGGCCAAUUGCAAUUGCCUGAAUGUGCCGAUACUGAAGCAGUUCGAGGAUUUGCAACGACGAAUGCCCGUAAUUUUACCAUCAAUAACAUUUGAGGAAUCAAUCCAUGGCGUCAAGGCAAUCGUUCAGAAUAUGCUUUCGACAGAAAUAAUCGUAACCCUUCAAGAAGAUCUACGCACUAACCUCGUCGUAGACAACGACAUAUGUACGGUGGAGAACACACAAUUGAUAGGAUGCUAUAAUUGCGAAAAGGGAGCCUACGCAAAAAUCAAGUGUUUCGCCUCUAGGUCAAGCAAAGCAGAGAUCAUAUGUGAAGGAACAAGUUUCACGGCUCCGUGCGGCAAACAGGGAAUUGAGUCAGUCAUGAGAAUUAGUCCUACUCAAGCGAUGGUCCGCAUGAAGUGUUCGGUCUCAUGCGGAGAGGUGGUUACCACGUUUGAAGUCGGAGGAAUCCUCAAAUAUACAGCAACUUUCGAAACAAUGCUGUACAAGUGGCUUACGAGCAACAGCAAAAGCGCUCCAGCGGAAAUCCAGUGGCCCGACUUCUAUCAUCUAUUUGACGUAUUCAGCCAAUGGUAUAAAACGGUACUCAUAGCAGGAAUCACACUCAUCGCUAUGUUAGGAAUUACCUAUGCGCUAAUUUCGACUUGCGGACUCAGAUGCGUCGUCAUUCUAGCAAAGCUGAUGACCAAACCGAUACGAACAUUCUACAAACUAGCGUGGAGACUCAGCGCCGCUGAACUCGACGGAGAAACAACAUUCUUAAAGACGAUCCUGAGAAUAGCAAGCCCACAAGCGGAAUUCCUGGAACCCCAACUCCAAGCCAUCCUGAAAUCGCUACACAAUCAAAAGAAAGUAGCGACGACGCAGAGAACACAAUGGACGUCAUUGAUGGGCGAAGCAAAUUUUUUGCAAUCAUCCACAAACGAACAACUUAUGGUGACCAACAGAUGCCUACGAAGCGCGACGCAGACCAAGGAAAAGAUACUACGACUCGGGACAUGGUACAUCCUCACGGAUAGGAUCUAUGACCGACAAGUACAGGCUAAUCUCAUACCGAGAGGGCGGCGAUUCCAGUGGCUGGAAAAAGGAAAGAAACAAGAGUACGAUGUCAAUGCAGAAUCAGUGCUCAAAAUGGUUCAAAGCCUAAUGAGCUUCACGAAAACGAGCAUAAGCAUGAUGGAAGAUCAUCUAAACAAAGUCGAGAGGCAAGUGAAUGAGAGCGAGGAAGCAAAGCUUGCAGUUCAAUGUAAACAACUGAAGGAACGCAUCCAGGAAAUAGAACUCGACUGGGCAGAUCAAGUGGAGCGACUCGAAAGAGAAAACAGAGCACUAAAGGAGAAGAUCCAAGAACAAUACGAAGAUAGGCAAAUGGACUGGAGUGCUGAAGUUGAAGAAACAACCGACGGCAGUCGAGCUGAGAACAAGGAACAAGGAAAAGAAAAAGGACCAGAGCAAAAUGAUGACGCAAUGGAUUGGACGGCUCCAACCGAGGAAAUAGCAAUAAUCGAUCAAGCCGAUGACGAUAAAACAAAGGAUGAUGACUAUGAAGAUGACAAAUCAGAAGAAAAUAUGAUGGAAACAACAUUUUCUACGAUCGAAAAGUUGAUGGACCAGGAGGAUAGCAGCGAAAGACAAAGAGAUUACCAUAAAAUGGCGAUGCGACUAGGUACAUCUAAGCGCUUACUCACACGCUACACGAAGAAAUUGGAAGCAGUCAUCACACAUCUUAAGAAUGAAAGGUUGGAAACGCGCACGGCAACUUCACAAGAAGGCGAAGUACUUAGGGACAGCUUACGACAACUCAACGAAGGAAUAGGUGCAAUAACAGCGUUUACGGAGAAAAUUGAAAAACUCUUGAUGGACUAUGCCACAGAUGUCUCAAGCUUGCAAGACUUGGACGAACAAGAAGUAACCAGCUUCGAGGAGUAUUCCGCAAAGGCGGAAGAAACUCUUGCCUCCGCAUUUGACUACUUAGUACUCUUACAGUCACGCAGACAGGCAUACACGGUAUGCACGUCUCGUGCAGGGGAAGCAAGUAACACGACACUGGAAGCUGCGGAAGGAACUACCCCGGUACAACCAAGGCCAGUCAACCUUCUCGUACCACUGGAACUAGAAGAGUACCAGUCUGAAAACACAAACGAAGCAGAUGCGGGUGGUAGUGAAAUCACACCUACUACGAAGGAAACAACUACGCAUCCGUACAACCUUCGUCCAAAUCGUAAGAAAAACUACGCCGAGAACAUCUUGAACACAUCAAUACUACUUGUCACCAUGUUGGGACUACUAAUCACGAAUGAUGGAGUGAGGGGACAGAAAGUACGAGACCAAGUAGCGAAAAUCACCAGAUUCAUAAAAUGCAUCCCGGGUGGAGUACAACUCGUUUCUGAAGUACAAGUGCCUUAUCAAUCUUCAUUCAUAUCGAAUGGCAAUAACACAGCUCUCUGGGAUAAUCAAUUAAAGCCCGCUCUACGCUGUCCCACAAGUAAAGCGGCAAGAACACUACGGUGUGAAAUAUUUGAGCAGUGUACGUGUAAUCCCGCCGAAACGAAGGCCAAUUGCAAUUGCCUGAAUGUGCCGAUACUGAAGCAGUUCGAGGAUUUGCAACGACGAAUGCCCGUAAUUUUACCAUCAAUAACAUUUGAGGAAUCAAUCCAUGGCGUCAAGGCAAUCGUUCAGAAUAUGCUUUCGACAGAAAUAAUCGUAACCCUUCAAGAAGAUCUACGCACUAACCUCGUCGUAGACAACGACAUAUGUACGGUGGAGAACACACAAUUGAUAGGAUGCUAUAAUUGCGAAAAGGGAGCCUACGCAAAAAUCAAGUGUUUCGCCUCUAGGUCAAGCAAAGCAGAGAUCAUAUGUGAAGGAACAAGUUUCACGGCUCCGUGCGGCAAACAGGGAAUUGAGUCAGUCAUGAGAAUUAGUCCUACUCAAGCGAUGGUCCGCAUGAAGUGUUCGGUCUCAUGCGGAGAGGUGGUUACCACGUUUGAAGUCGGAGGAAUCCUCAAAUAUACAGCAACUUUCGAAACAAUGCUGUACAAGUGGCUUACGAGCAACAGCAAAAGCGCUCCAGCGGAAAUCCAGUGGCCCGACUUCUAUCAUCUAUUUGACGUAUUCAGCCAAUGGUAUAAAACGGUACUCAUAGCAGGAAUCACACUCAUCGCUAUGUUAGGAAUUACCUAUGCGCUAAUUUCGACUUGCGGACUCAGAUGCGUCGUCAUUCUAGCAAAGCUGAUGACCAAACCGAUACGAACAUUCUACAAACUAGCGUGGAGACUCAGCGCCGCUGAACUCGACGGAGAAACAACAUUCUUAAAGACGAUCCUGAGAAUAGCAAGCCCACAAGCGGAAUUCCUGGAACCCCAACUCCAAGCCAUCCUGAAAUCGCUACACAAUCAAAAGAAAGUAGCGACGACGCAGAGAACACAAUGGACGUCAUUGAUGGGCGAAGCAAAUUUUUUGCAAUCAUCCACAAACGAACAACUUAUGGUGACCAACAGAUGCCUACGAAGCGCGACGCAGACCAAGGAAAAGAUACUACGACUCGGGACAUGGUACAUCCUCACGGAUAGGAUCUAUGACCGACAAGUACAGGCUAAUCUCAUACCGAGAGGGCGGCGAUUCCAGUGGCUGGAAAAAGGAAAGAAACAAGAGUACGAUGUCAAUGCAGAAUCAGUGCUCAAAAUGGUUCAAAGCCUAAUGAGCUUCACGAAAACGAGCAUAAGCAUGAUGGAAGAUCAUCUAAACAAAGUCGAGAGGCAAGUGAAUGAGAGCGAGGAAGCAAAGCUUGCAGUUCAAUGUAAACAACUGAAGGAACGCAUCCAGGAAAUAGAACUCGACUGGGCAGAUCAAGUGGAGCGACUCGAAAGAGAAAACAGAGCACUAAAGGAGAAGAUCCAAGAACAAUACGAAGAUAGGCAAAUGGACUGGAGUGCUGAAGUUGAAGAAACAACCGACGGCAGUCGAGCUGAGAACAAGGAACAAGGAAAAGAAAAAGGACCAGAGCAAAAUGAUGACGCAAUGGAUUGGACGGCUCCAACCGAGGAAAUAGCAAUAAUCGAUCAAGCCGAUGACGAUAAAACAAAGGAUGAUGACUAUGAAGAUGACAAAUCAGAAGAAAAUAUGAUGGAAACAACAUUUUCUACGAUCGAAAAGUUGAUGGACCAGGAGGAUAGCAGCGAAAGACAAAGAGAUUACCAUUUACCGAUGUCUGCUCAACAAGUUAACAAUGGAUCAGAAGCCGGCUCCGAAUGGAGCUUGGUAAGCCAACAGUGGAGCCAGGUGGGCACCAGAAACAGCUCUCCGCAGCCCGAGGAAUCUGCGGCUGCCUUAAAUGUGGAAACAGAGUUGAAAGAGCGUAACGCGUCGUUGGAGGCGCUGGUCGCUAGGUUAGAGAAACAGCUAGCUGCAACUCAGUCGCAGCUGGAGGGAAAACAAAAAACGCUCGACCAGUUUCAAAGUUCCUCUAAGCAUGGCUGGGCUGCCUGCGAUAACCUACAUGGGCAGCUGAACGAGAAAACCCGGCAGAUUGGGAUUUUGGAUUACAAAAUGAAGAGAGAAAAAGAGAACCACGAAAAACAAUCCCUUUCUGACCGGAAGAUGAACAAGGAACUAUGUAAGGAAGUGACGGAAAUGAGUGAAGACCUGUUCACGCUCCGCAAACUAAUACCCAUCUUGGAGGGAACGCGGGAUGUAUCCAUGUUGGAGGAGCAAUUGCUCUGUGAGGAAAGGAUCCUCUCACAUCUAGUGAGAGGCGAGGUGAAACGAACUUAUGUUCGUAUUCAACCUGACUUCACAGCAAUUAUGGAGGUGGAGGUGUAUGACCGUCGUACCCUGGGAAAAAGGUUGCAAUGCAGCCUUCAUACUAGCUCGAACUAUCAUUACAAAUUUUCCCCCGAGCGCGAUGGCUGGAAGGGGGACAAAAUCAGCGUUAUGUUGCACUUCGGAAGCCUGAGCGUGCAAAGCUUGGGCGAUGAGAUUCCGAUGCCGCCUGGGUUCACAAGUGCACUAUUGCGAGGAACGACAUCCAACGUCUACUUCAAUGGUAUCGUUGGAGGAGAUGGAUUAAAGGAAGAGUUGGACGAGAAAGCGGGCAGGAACAGAAGGAACUGA
This is a messenger RNA of Cylicocyclus nassatus, 5955 nucleotides long. The record is from the annotation of a GenBank genome assembly. Lineage: Eukaryota; Metazoa; Nematoda; Chromadorea; Rhabditida; Strongylidae.